Messenger RNA from Lagopus leucura (white-tailed ptarmigan), 6342 nucleotides. RefSeq names its product metastasis associated 1 family member 3 (gene MTA3). The record is from RefSeq and is a predicted model, not a curated record. Gene Ontology annotation, molecular function: transcription corepressor activity; sequence-specific DNA binding; transcription coactivator activity. Gene Ontology annotation, biological process: negative regulation of transcription by RNA polymerase II. Bases 52 to 2133 code for a protein of 693 amino acids. NCBI's taxonomy places the organism in Eukaryota, Metazoa, Chordata, Aves, Galliformes, Phasianidae. Gene Ontology annotation, cellular component: NuRD complex; nucleoplasm. The transcript has 19 exons.
CCUCCUCGCCCAGCCCGGCCCGGCAGCGGGAGGAGGGCGCAGAGCGCAGACAUGGCGGCCAACAUGUACCGAGUGGGAGAUUAUGUUUAUUUUGAAAAUUCCUCCAGCAAUCCGUAUCUCAUUAGGCGAAUUGAAGAGCUUAACAAGACUGCUAAUGGAAAUGUGGAAGCAAAAGUGGUGUGCUUCUACAGGAGAAGAGAUAUUUCCAACAGCCUCAUAAUGCUUGCAGAUAAGCAUGCUAAAGAAGUUGAAGAAGAGUCUGAAACUACAAUUGAGGUUGACUUGACUGAUAAACAGAAACAUCAGCUGAAACACAGAGAGCUCUUCCUUUCUCGCCAGUAUGAGUCUCUUCCGGCAACUCAUAUCAGGGGAAAAUGCAGCGUUGCACUUCUGAAUGAGACAGAAUCUGUGUUGUCGUAUCUGGAGAAAGAGGAUACUUUUUUUUAUUCAUUGGUGUAUGAUCCAUCACUGAAAACGCUUUUGGCAGACAAAGGAGAAAUCAGAGUGGGGCCCAGAUAUCAAGCAGAUGUGCCUGACAUGCUUGCAGAAGGAGAAUUAGAUGACAGAGAACAGGCAAAGCUGGAAGUAAAAAUAUGGGAUCCAGAUAGCCCCCUUACAGACCGUCAGAUUGACCAGUUUUUAGUUGUAGCACGUGCGGUUGGCACGUUUGCUCGGGCAUUGGACUGCAGUAGUUCUGUCAGGCAACCUAGUUUACACAUGAGCGCGGCUGCUGCUUCCCGAGACAUCACAUUGUUUCAUGCAAUGGAUACAUUGCAUAAACAUAACUAUGAUUUGAGCAGUGCCAUCAGUGUUCUGGUGCCAGUUGGAGGACCUGUCUUGUGUAGAGAUGAAAUGGAAGAAUGGUCAGCAUCAGAAGCUAGUUUGUUUGAAGAGGCAUUGGAAAAAUAUGGAAAGGACUUCAACGAUAUUCGACAAGACUUUCUCCCUUGGAAGUCGUUGACUAGUAUCAUUGAAUAUUACUACAUGUGGAAAACUACUGACAGAUAUGUGCAGCAGAAACGUCUGAAAGCGGCUGAAGCAGAAAGUAAAUUGAAACAAGUAUACAUCCCCACCUACAAUAAACCAAAUCCCAAUCAAAUAUCCAGCAACAAUGGAAAACCUGCUACGGUCAAUGGAGCAAUGGGAGCCUCUUACCAGGCACAGGCCUCACUAAUAGGGAGGGCUUGUGAAAGCUGCUAUACUUCACAAUCUCACCAGUGGUACUCUUGGGGUCCUCCUAAUAUGCAGUGUAGACUGUGUGCUUCUUGUUGGAUUUACUGGAAGAAAUAUGGUGGCCUGAAAAUGCCCACACAGACAGAUGAAGAUAAACUCUCUUCCAACCAACCUGCAGAGGAAUCCCAUGUUAGAACUCAUAUGUCCCGGCAGGCCACACAAGGAACUCCAGUUCGUAACACUGGAAGUCCAAAGUCAGCUGUGAAAACACGCCAAGCUUUCUUUCUUCACACAACGUGCUGGACAAAACUUGCCCGUCAGGUCUGCAAAAAUACCCUUCGGCUGCGGCAGGCAGCAAGACGUCCCUUUGUUCCUAUUAACUGUGCUGCCAUUAAGGCAGAAUAUGCAGAUCGGCAUUAUGAAAUUGCUGGAAAUCCUCUGAAGAUCAAAAGUACCAGAAAACCACUGUCAUGUAUCAUUGGGUAUUUAGAGAUUCACCCUGCAGCGAAACCCAAUGUAAUCAGAUCAACACCAAGCCUUCAAGGUCCAAGUACAAAACGACUGCUUGCACCCUCCAAUCACUCUUCACUAAGUAUUUUAGGAAAAAGGAACUACAGCCAUCAUAAUGGUCUUGAUGAAUCAUCCAGCCACUCUACAAGAACAAUAAUGCAUGCUGCUCCCCGUGUUCAUAUAACUAAUGGUAAGGCCUUGCAAGCCAGUGCAAGUACCAUUAAGACAAGCGCCAUUCCAGUGAUAAAGAGACAGCGGCAAAAUUGGCUUGAUGCUUCAGAUGAUGGUUUCUUUAUAGCCACGGAAGAGACCAGAAAAAUCCGUAAGAAGUUUACCAAGUUGCAGCUGAAAAGAGCUUCCAGAACACCUUGUUCUCCAAUUCUUGUGAAGACAAAAUCUCUCAUGAACAAUAGGCAGGCACGAAUAGAGCCGAGAACCAUCACGCAUUGAAGACACAACAGCAUCAGCAACAUAAUUAUGUUAAAAUCUUGUUUAAUUGUGAACACAGAUACAACGUGACCUUCCACAUCUUCAGGACCUAUAUGGACACUGUGGCUGGGUUCUGUGUUCUGGUCAGGAUCCAACAGUAGCCCUUGUUCUCCUUUGUCUCUGUAAGGGCUACUUAAGGUUUGCUGUGCAGGCCUAUUGAUGAUUGUCCUGCUAUCUCCCCCACUUCCCCUCAUCACACUUGGAUGGUCAGAGAGGGACUAUUCAUACUGACCGCAAGGAAGAAAUAUGGAUGCGGUGUACCCCUCACAAUUUUGUCUAUGCCUUCUAGUGGUGUGAUACAGAAAUAAGCACCUUUAAAAACAAUUGCAGUGUCUUUGUAACAGGAUUUAGCCUAUAGGAGUCAGCAUCUUCAAAAAGUGCUGCAGACUUCAAAUGUUUGAAUUUUUUAAUAUUGGCUUGAAUCACUUUGGAUUUGAUUUUCUGAUCUGCUGAGCAACCAGAAGCUGGAAUGAGGAGUUGUUCAGCACUUCUGAAACUUGAACCAAAUUAGGUAGUGCUCAGAAUUAGUGGCCCAUUUUAAAAUGCUGACCAUAUUAACUUUGGUUAAAAUCCUAGAAAGUAUCAUGUGUGGCCAUGACCAUCUGGCUGGUAUGGUUAUCUAUAUAUUUGCAAGCAUCCACCUAUUUGUUUGGGGAUUUUUAGCAUUUCUUGAAGUCUAUUUUGAACAGUCAAAGCCAGCAGAAUGCCAUUCCCAGGAAAACAUGAGGAAAUAAGAGUAUUUCCUAUUAGCAAUGACUCUCCACUAAAUAAUUACUACAUUUUUAUACUUAUGGACAAGAAAGUUGUCUUGCUGCAGAAUGCUUUGAAAUUCAUACUUGUAAGGCUACAGGUGGAGACUUACCAUGGAGAGAUGAUGUGCCUUUUGUAACUACUUGUAGGAAGCUGUCAGUCCCCCUGAAAGUGGGAAUGGCAACAGAGGCAGGUCUUUUUUCUACUCAGGUACUUACAGGUGAAUAAUCUCUGCCCUACUUUGAGAUCGAGAGGCAAGCAGUGUGUAGCACUGCUGUGUAAACCUAAGCUGAGAUAUACUGAUUAUCUUAAGCAAGGUAUGUCUUUCAAUAGAUUUUGUUUCCAUAUGCCUUUUAACAGAUAGUCAGACACUGAACGCAUCACUAUAAGCUGGAAUAAACUUCAAGAUGUUUUUUCUAGUUCUUUACUAGGUAACUCUAGCGGCACUGUAUUAUCUGGCUAUGGAUAUAUGCCCAGCUCUGUGGUAAGAAAGAUGAAGGUGUAAGUAGUAUCUCAUACCUCUUGGUGAUUCCCCCCCUUCCCCUUCCUGAAAUAUACACCCCACGCUAUUUACAGUUUCAGUCUGAAAGAUCAUCUGUGAUACCAGCCUGUAACUAGCCAUGCUGACCAUGUCAGAUUUUGAACACUUGAGACAGUCACCCAGACGCUUCCUUGAGAAAGAAAGCACACUGACCUUCUGAAGGAACUUGAUUUUACAGAGUGACGGAUCCAGGUCUUGUCCACUGUCCUUCACCAGCAAGCGAAGGGUGAGUAAGGAGGAGAGAUUUGGACCUGAAAUGUUUCUAGUACCCUGAGCACCCUACUGAAUGUCACUGAUUGGGAAUCAAUUGGAGAAGACCUGGGAUUCAUCCGCUUACAGAUUUUUUUCCAGGAGCCACUGAAGUGUGCAGCCCUGGGAUUCUCUUCUAUCCACACAAUCUGCUUUUUCCUCACAACAGGAGAGUAUUUCAUCAGAUACUGAACAGCCACAACCCAUUCUUAUUAGAAAGAAUUGCCUUUAUUAACUGCGACAUAUGGAAACACCUUCUGCAUAAUAGCUUUCUCACCCAUUAAAAUAAAGAAAGCAUGAUUACUCAGCAAUCUAUUUGACUGAAAGUAUGAAAAACAUAAGCAGAAAGUGCUUUGCCUCCCUCAGGCACCCCUGAAAUCACACACAACAGACUCAUUUUCAAAGUGUCUUUUGCUGUAAGGUGAUGGAUAUCUUUUUUUACCCUGCCUUAUUAAGCCUGUACUCGAAUUAUUUCAGUCAGUGUGCUACAGUAUCUAGCCAGUAUUCUGUAAAAUCCUCGUGUGUUUCUGCCUUUGACAAAAGUAUUAGUAUUUGUAACAGUCCCUUGUGACAUCAUUUUUUUUUCUGUCCCUCUGAGGAGUGAGAGAUUCAUAACGACUCCCUGUUAUGCAGCUUGAUGCAACUUAACAUAUUCUGCAUCAAGCAUCCAAGGUAAGGAAGAGUUCUCCCUUGCAGCUUCAAGCCAAGGGAAUUCAUCAGGAAGCAGUAGAAGUAAUGCUGUGACCCUGCCUGGCAAAGUUGUGCCACUGGUCACAAUAGCCAACAGCCAACACUUGCAGAGGUUUAACGCAGUGGAGACUGUUCACUGAUAUAACACUGAUAUAACCAUCCUCAAACUGCUUUGCAUGCAGCUGCAUGGAGACCUUCCUUCCUCUAAAAUGCACACAGUGCACAGAGAAACUGCACGCCGCGUAUCGCACCUUUGUCUUUACAUGCUCUCUCUCAAUCUUACCCUUCCUGUGAGAUGUUCUCCAGGGAUGGAUACAGAAUUUACCUGUGAAUUUCAACAGAAAGCAAUGAUGGAAGAUUAGGUGAAAAUAUGUUCCCGCUUCAUUUGAUUUCUGUAGAAAUUGUGACAGUUCUUUCCGCAGCAUCUCGCAAUUCCAUGCUGUCUGAUGAGUUGAAUUUUGUUUUUUGUUUCCUGCUGACCUUGAGCGAAGAUGGCACAUUCCUGUGUAAGUUAUAACAGUACUGUUUUUAUCAAGCUUCUCAAGCUAGUUAUUUUAAACCUAGCUAACAUAUCUCAGUCAUCAACAAUGACACUGAGUAUAAACAUAUGCCUCAGAAGAAAGGACAAGACAUUUGGUUCUUAACAUGGAUGUGAGCAAGAAAAUCUAGGCAGCUUCAGUACUGUGUUUGCAAUAUGAUUUAUUUUCUUGUUAGCUAAAUAAGAAAGCUAUCUGAAAAACCACCUCUCCCUUUACAACUACAGAGUUCAAAAACCAUGCAAAAUACAUGCUCAUUUUUUUGUCCAGAGGUCUCAUAUAAAGAGGAAGAAGAUUUUGUUAAAAUUCAAAUGUCCAUGUUACCAAUUUCAAGUAUGUAGCUAAUCUGCAGUCUUGAAAUAUUUAGUAUAUUUUUUUAGAUUAUUUUUCAAGGUUAUGACUUGGUCAAGGAAGCUUUGGUUAUGUAGGAUGGAAAAAUGAGAUCUGGGAAUACUUGAAAUACAUUGGCGACAUUCCAACUACAUCCUGAAUUGGUUUUUUAUUUUGAUCAAAAGCAAAUAUUUGUUUCUGUAGUUCAAAACUUACAGCAUGGUACAAGAAAAUGGGGAUUAAAAAUGAAAAGAACGAAUGAGUAGAAAAAGAAUGAACCAGAGUCGGCACUUACAAGAUGCGCACCUUUUAUUAAACUGAAGCAAGCCCUUUUUUUUUAAUAAAUAUCAUUUUAACCUAGGCACUUUCCUAAUUAUAAAGUUACAGAUAAAGUGGAAUGGCUGCGUAGUAGUUUCUGGUAUAGUCACAGCAUUAUAUCCUACAGCCUUGUGUAGAGAACAAUUAUACUCCUUCUGAAAUAUUAUAUUGCAAAAUACAAUAUUGUAGACACAGUGCAUUUGUAUAUGUGCAAUGCUGUGGUAAUGGAAGUCUGUUAGAAUCCUCUGGAAAUGUCAGCAAAAAUAUUUUUGUUUUACGUUUCUUCUUGAAGGUCUUUUAUGUAAACCCGUGUCUUCAUAAACCAGAGUGGGUGUCGAAAGUUUAUAUAACUGCAGAGUGGAAUUUUUUGGAGUAAGUCAGGACUUUUUUAUUCAAAUGUUGCAUGUAGAGGGAGGAAACCUAAUUUUGGAAUACAUGAGUUUUGGGUAAGAGUUUUCAGAUUGUACUAUGCAAUGAUCAACACAGAUUUGCAGAGUAUGCUCCUGUUGCUCAUAAAGGCUUAACAGUUGUUACUGAAAUACAGUAUUGAAAAUUAAAAAGAGAAGCAUAAAAAGCUGUCAUUUUUAGAAUUCUUUAAAUUCUUUAGAUUGCAAGUGAAUUUCUCAAAGGAAUGGUAAAACUGGGAGGAUCAAUGCUGAAUAUUUGAGGAUGUGGAGCACCUUAGAAUGAAAUAUAUUACUGUCUGAUUUGCAUUAAAGUGUCUUUGUGCACAAGCUUUAUGACUCUUGGUCCUUU